AUAUAUAUAUAUAUAUAUAUAUAUAUAUAGAUAGAUACGGGAGGAUCUGAGAAAAAUGGGAAUAGAUCCGAGACAGAUAGUGGCAGGGGUACUUACAGUCACCAUGUUUCUGAUGCUUGGUAACAUGGUUAAGCGUCAACAUUUUGAUGCUCCUAUUUCUCAUCAUGUCAACCAUGCCGGAUCUACCCAAGCUUUCGAAGACACCAAGGAUUCGGAUAAAAGCCUUGCAGUUGAUGGCGAUGGCGAUGGCCCAUGGAAGGAGGAAAGUUCUGGUCUCAAGCCUUGUUGGUCUAAGCCAGGUUUUGAAGAGGAUGAAGAUUCUAAAGGGUUCGUCACUUUCUCAUUAACCAAUGGACCCGAAUACCAUGUUUCUCAGAUUACGGAUGCAGUGGUAGUGGCAAGAUACCUCAGGGCAACACUUGUGAUUCCCGACAUAAGGGGAAGCCAACCUGGUGACUGGAGGAACUUUGGAGAUAUUUACGACAUUGAGAAGUUUGUAAGCAGCCUGGAGGGAGUGGUGAAAGUAGUAAAAUCACAGCCUUCCGAGUUAUCAUCAAAGAAUCUCGCUGUUCUAAGGAUUCCCAAUAGAGUUACAGAUGAGUACAUCGCAGAAAACAUCGAACCAGUUUUCAAAAGCAAAGGAAACGUAAGAGUAGCGACGUACUUCCCUUCAGUGAACAUGAAAAAGGGUAAAAUCGAGCAAGAAAAAGAGAGAAACUCGGUCGGAUGUUUAGCCAUGUUUGGAACGCUUGAACUCCAACCAGAAGUCCGGGAGGUGGUUGACUCAAUGGUGGACCGGCUCAAAACGUUGAGUCGGAAGUCCGACGGGCAGUUUGUGGCGGUGGAUGUGAGACUUGAUAUGUUGGACAACAAGGGGUGCCAAGGAAAUGGCGAUGGAUCUAAAAAAUGCUAUGGCCCACAAGAGAUCGCAAUGUUUUUGAGAAAAUUAGGGUUUGAUAAGAACAGUGCUAUAUAUAUGACACAAUCACGAUGGGACAACAGUCUUGAUGCUAUCAAAGACCUCUUCCCAAAAACAUACACAAAGGAAGGAAUAAUGCCAAUGGAGAAGAAGCAAAAGUAUUUGGGAACGGAUGCUUCCGAGUAUGAGAAGGUGAUAGAUUUCUACGUAUGUUCAGAGAGUGAUGUAUUCGUGCCAGCAAUUUCAGGGUUGUUUUAUGCAAAUGUUGCUGGAAAGAGAAUAGGAUCAGGGAAGACACGAAUAUUGGUUCCUGCAAAUAUUCCUUCUGAUGCGUCUGUUUCUUUGGGAAGUUAUGUUUCGCGUUAUGUAUCAAAGAAGAACCAUAUGGCGUAUUCCUGUUUCUGCUGA
Lactuca saligna is the source of this 1327-nucleotide messenger RNA. The record is from the annotation of a GenBank genome assembly. NCBI's taxonomy places the organism in Eukaryota, Viridiplantae, Streptophyta, Magnoliopsida, Asterales, Asteraceae.